AUGAAGGAAGAGCACUUGUGAUGAAAAAUAAUAAAACAAGCUGGGGAUCAAAAUGCGAAUCUAAAAGAUUUAUUAAAAGUUUCAAAUGGCGCUAAAAUAAAGACCUUAAAUCGCAGAUGGGAUAAAAGCAAAACAAUUUUUGAAGACAAUCAAGAGUAUGGCAAAGUGCUUUAUAAAGCUUGUAAAAUUUGUGUAAUAUUGAACAAAAGGAAUUUGAAUUUAAAGCAUUGCAUUUCAGCUCUUAAAGCUGCAACUCAUCUGCUUUGUUAUUCUGAAAAUGCAGUUCAAGAGGCUAUAGAGGAAUUGAUAAAUUGCUUCGAAGAAAAUAUACAAAAUUGUAAAAAACUAAGUGAUGCUCUAGAUUGCUGAAGAAUAAUAAAAAGAAUUAAUUCUAAUAUCAAUGGUCCUUCGGAAAAGUCUCUGAGGACCCAAGUAGAAGAGAUAUUAUUUUCGAUUGCAAGAGAAAAUGAUAUAAUUAAGCUUAAGGAAAAUUUUGAAUUUGUUAUAAAACUUAAUCAAGAAGAAAAAGUUGAAUUAAAGUCAAUAAUCGAUUUUAUUGUCAGCGUCUCAUUAGAAUGAAUUGAAACUGAGAAAGAAAAUGCGAAAUUUUGCGACGAAGAAACUCUUAUUGAGUUUGAAAAUAAUUUCAAAAAGCUUGAAGAGUUUAUUGCAGCAAUAAGAGAGGAAAAACAAAAAAGUUUAGAUAAGCUAGAUAAUACAACUCAUGAUUUUCAGUUAAAAACUGUUGAUGAAAAUGAUAAGGAGAAUAGUGGUAGCACAUUUCCUAAAGAUAUUGAUGAAAAUAGGAUAGCAUUUAAUAGAAUUACAUUUACUGAAUCAAUAUCUUCUGCUUCAGAGUCUAAAGAAGAGCAAUCAAGUAUUUCAAUUUAUAAAGGCAUGCUAGACAGAUCCAUACCAAUCUGUGUCAAAAUCUAUUAUCAUAACCGCAAUGAGUAUCCAGUUUUAUUUUUAAAGGAAUUAGAUCUAAUAAGAAAUUUGUCUGAAACAAACCAAUGUUUUUUGAAAUACGAAGGCUGAUUUCAUGAGCUUUUAGAAUUUAAAGGUUCUGCAAAUGUUCCUGCUUUUGCCAUUGUUACAGAAGGAUUUACUUAUACAUUAAUGGACGAAAUUGUUAAUUGUAGUAGCCAAAAUCAAAAAUAUACAUAUCAAGAAUAUCAAAGAAUCGUUAUUUGUCUCUUAGAAGCAUUUGCUUUGUUGGAAUCUAGAGGAAUAAUGCAUAACAAUAUAAAGCCGGAUAAUAUACUAAUAACUGAAAAUCGAACGCUAAAAAUAGUAGAAUUCAAUUUUUUAGAUGCUUUUUUAAUGAAUAGCCAUGCUCUAUACUCAAACAAUGCUGAUUAUUUAUGAAAAGACGAAUAUCUAGCUCCAGAAAUUAUUAAAAUUCAUAAAGGCAUUGCUAAUGGAACAAGCAUAGAUAUUAAAAAAUGUGAUGUAUAUUCGCUGGGAUUAGUUUUUUUGCAGAUGUACUCUCUACUGCCGAUAGCUGAGCUAAACACAGAGCCGUUUUGGAGUGAAAUAGACUGCUAUGUAUCAUCUUUUAAGCCAGGGAACGUAGCAAAUUUAUUGAAGAAAAUGCUUGCUGAAAAUAGUAACGAAAGGGCUAGUUUUAAAGAAAGUUUAGAAAUCUUUAGAAGCUAA
Messenger RNA from Blepharisma stoltei, 1659 nucleotides. Lineage: Eukaryota; Ciliophora; Heterotrichea; Heterotrichida; Blepharismidae. The record is from the annotation of a GenBank genome assembly.